Messenger RNA from Pygocentrus nattereri (red-bellied piranha), 2046 nucleotides. RefSeq names its product YEATS domain containing 4 (gene yeats4). The transcript is spliced from 7 exons. Gene Ontology annotation, biological process: regulation of DNA-templated transcription. NCBI's taxonomy places the organism in Eukaryota, Metazoa, Chordata, Actinopteri, Characiformes, Serrasalmidae. Bases 1 to 681 code for a protein of 226 amino acids. The record is from RefSeq and is a predicted model, not a curated record.
AUGUUUAAGAGGAUGGCUGAGUUUGGUCCAGAUUCAGGAGGACGUGUGAAGGGAGUGACGAUCGUGAAGCCCAUUGUGUUUGGAAACAUUGCCCGGUAUUUUGGUAAGAAGAGAGAAGAGGAUGGUCAUACUCACCAGUGGACGGUCUAUGUGAAACCUUAUAGGAAUGAGGACAUGUCUGCUUAUGUCAAGAAGAUCCAGUUCAAACUUCACGAGAGUUAUGGAAAUCCAUUAAGAGUGGUCACCAAACCGCCGUAUGAGAUAACCGAGACUGGCUGGGGAGAGUUUGAGAUCAUUAUAAAAAUCUUCUUUAUUGACCCAAAUGAGAGGCCGGUCACCCUGUAUCACUUGCUGAAGCUGUUCCAGUCAGACUCUAGUGCCAUGCCCAAGAAGACAGUUGUCUCUGAGUUUUAUGAUGAGAUGAUUUUCCAGGAUCCCACAGCAAUGAUGCAGCAGCUCCUGAACACCACCAGGCAACUCACACUGGGGGCCUACAAACACGAGACGGAGUUUGCGGAGCUAGAGGUGCGGACGCGAGAGAAGCUGGAAGCAGCGAAGAAGAAAACAAGCAUGGAGAUUACGGAGCUGAAGGAGAAGCUAAAAGCGUCCAGAGAAAACAUCAACUUCUUGAAAGAAGAGAUACGCAAAUUAGAGGAGGAAGACCAGAUUAAGGAACACUGAGGAUACACAAACGCACAGUGUGGCAGAAGUGGAGGACGUUUGUCCUGGAUGGAGUGAACUCAUGUUUUCCAUUCAGUUCAAGUAUAUAAUUGUUUUUUUUUUUUGUUUGUUUUUUUUUUCUUUUCUUUUAAAUAACUGUUUCUACAGUGGACACUUUUUGUAUCAAAAAAGAAAGCGUCUUUGUCUUCUCAGUUGCAUCAUCCCAACUUCACUUUGUACUGUGGUGCGUGUUAGAGAUGUAUAUGAGAAUCACAGCAUUCUGUGUAAAGGGGCUUUCCAUGGUUUUUCAAAAAUAUAUUUUGAGCUGCCUUAUUCAGUGGUUGAGACAUAAACAUGUGCAGACGUGGUUUAUUGUGAAAUAGUGUAAAGAAACUUACUGACCCAGAUUUCUUUACAGUGGUGGUGGUGGUGAGUCUACAGUACAAUGUACUGUCCAAAACAAACAGGGAAGUAUGGUUUUUAUAUGUAACGUUGAUGAUAAAAUAGUAAAUCUGAAGUAAUACUAAUUGCUUUGGGCACUUUUUAUUUUACCAUAAAAUGUCCUGCAUGUAUCUCUCCACCAUGAAUGUAUUUUAAAAAUAUCUUUUGAGCCAAAAUGUUCAAAUCUAAAGAAUAGGAGUGCAUUCAUAAAUACUUGAUAGAAAUAAAUAAAUAAGUAAAUAGCUUUCUGUGAGAGAGUUUUUAGCAACAUGAAGCUUUUCAGGUGUCUGGUUCUUUUCACCACCACCACCAGUGUGAACAAUUCUGGCUCAGUAGGUUUCUCUGGAGCAAAGCAUUUCAUAUCAGACCGCUCUGAAUGACUUUAGACACUUGGCCGCUUAAUUAAACUGAAAUUUGCAAUUGUAAUUCUCCUUUAAGGGAAUUCCCCAGAAUUUCCUUUUUGCGAUAAUCUCUAUCUGUUGCACAUGUAACAUGUGGUUUAUUACCACAGACAAUAAUUUCAGCAGGUUUCCCUGAAGAGAAACCCCACUGACUCAACAUACUCUUAUGAUAGAAGCCAAUAGGCCGUGGCUGAACUAUUCAUAUGAAUAUGAAGUACAUAACUGUAUAUCUCGAAACUCCAGCCCAUUUGCUAGUGAUGUGUUCAAUAGGUUGCUCUACUACACCUUUGCAAUUUAGCUUGGCAAAUACGCAAAUUUAACUACCACUGGGACUAUUGAUUACAUUGCAAAGUCAGAGUAAUCAGACUGGUGUGAAAAGACAGAAACAAACGUUUGGUUUUGAACGUACUGGCAAGCUUUUUUUUUCUAGCUCUAGUUCCUAGCUGGGUAAAAAAUAAAUGGGUGUUUUUAACUAUUUUGGUGAUAUUUUAGCUUCUUGUUGAAUAGAAAGCUGUUUUAACAAUAAUAAAGUGUUUUUAUACAG